AAUUUAUCAUAAAAAAUAAUUUCGCAGAUCCACAUAGCCAAAAAAUGUCUGGUUCAGAUCGUAGUUGUACUAGCAAAACUGAUAGUAGCAGUAGUAGUAGUAGUAGUAGCAGUGACGACGAUCCUGCACCAUUGGAUCGUAAAACGAUAAAAAGAAAAAAUAGAUUUUUGGAUCCCGAUUUUAAGAUUCAUGAAGUGUCUAGUCAAACUUUAAAGAAAUAUAAGCAAGAUUCACUUCCAAGACAAAGAAUACCACAUGAUGAGACACUACAGGCUAAUAUAAUAGAACCUGAAUCUGAUGGUGUUACAAGUGCUACAGAUGAUUUAGAUGCAGCACCGACUUUACUGGAGACGUCGUCAUUUAACGAAUACUUACACGAUGAAACUCUACAAUCAGAUGAUGAUAGAGAUGUAAGCGCUACUGCAUAUGAGAGCAUUUGUAACAGCGAUAACCAAAAUAAAAUUGAUGAAAUCGAUUUGAGUAAUAACAGUGAUAAUGAUAGUAGCACAGAUGUUGAUUAUGAUGAAAGUAACAGCUCCGAUGACAGUGAAAUUGAAAGUGAUUUUGACAGCCCUGAUGAUAGGAAUGUCAAAAAUGAUUAUAUCUUCAGCAAAUUGAUGUUCGAAGCAUCCAAAUUAACUGUGCGUGAUGUUAUUGUAUUGAAUAGUGCAUUCGCUUUGAGAUAUCAUCUUCCAGAUGAAGCACGUUUAAUGCUUAUGAAAAUGUUCCAAUUGUGUGCAGGCCCAACAUUUGAUAGUUUAAAUUUGUCGAUAUAUCUAAUGUCUGAAUGUUUGUCCUCACAGAAUGAUAAAAUAACGAAACAUUAUUACUGUAGUAAGUGCUCAGAAGUUAUUAUGUAUUACGUAAACGCUGCAGAAAGACAAUCCAAUAAAAAAUUAAUUUGCCAAAAGUGCAAAGCAAACAAUAUUGUCACACAGUCUUCUCCGAAUUAUUUCAUGUCAAUUGAUUUAUAUAGUCAAUUUAGUCAGUUUUUUUCAAAUAAAGAAAAUGUUGACAAUCUGCUAAAAAAUAUCAAUGCCAGAAAUACUUCUUUUAAUACUCCCUGUGACAGUAUCACGGAUGUUCAUGAUGGAUCAAUUUACAGAAGUAUGAAAUGUUCUACGGUUAACCAUGGUAAUGAGUUGGAAUAUAUGUUGACACUAAAUAUUAGUACAGACGGAGCACCUCUGACGAAGAGUGGUAAAAGGGCAUUUUGGCCCCUACAAGUCAUCAUAAACGAUCUCUCUCCAAAAUUGAGAUUUCGGUAUGUGUUUUUAGCUGGUUUAUUAAUAGUUAAACAAGAGCCAAAAUCGAACUUGAUGAAUUUGUAUAUUCAGACUUUUAUAGAUAAGCAACUUAAUAAUUUAAAUACUAGAAAGCUAACUAUUGUCAAUAAAAACAAUACUAGAAUUGUAUUAAAAUUUAACAUUUUAAGUUGCGUUGUUGAUUCUGUGUGCCUUCCCAUCAUACAAAACCGCCUGCAGUUUAAUGGGUAUUGUGGUUGCAGUUGGUGCUACCAGUCGGCAGAAUUUAUAAAAGAAGUUUGUGGCAUACGCUAUACUUUUCAUCAAGAAAGUACUCAUAGGACUCAUGAGAGUCACGAGAAAGAUGUAAAAUUAGCAUUAGAGACUAAAACCAUUCAAAACGGUGUCAAAGGUAUUUCUGCCUUACAAAAACUGCAACACUUCGAUUUAGUAUGGUCCUUUCCAUACGAAUAUAUGCACGGUAUGUUACUUGGAGUCACAUUCCAAAUUUGGAAAGAAUGGAAAAGUCAGGAAUGCUUGUUUAAAUUACAAAUAAAGAGAUUGAAAUGAUAGAAAAACGGUAUUUAAAUAUAACACCUACUAAUGAAAUACAUAGACUUCCACGAUCUGGAAUAUUCGGAGGAACUGCAAAGCCUAAAGCCUCCGAAUUAAAAUCUUGGUUGCUGUACUUCAGUUUGCCUUGCUUAAGUGGUAUAUUGAAUGAUGAAGCUUUAAGACAUUAUAGCCUACUUGUUAAGAGCGUGCAUACGCUUAUAAAAACAAGCAUUUCUCACAAUGAACUCGACGAAUGUGAAAAAAAUCUAUUAAAAUUUGUAUGCGAGUAUGAAAUGUAUUAUGGAGAAAAAGGGAUGACAUUUAACGUACAUAGUUUACUACACGUUGUUGAAUCCAUUAGAAAAACGGGGCCUUUGUGCAUGAAUUCGGCUUUUCCUUUUGAAGGUAAUAUCUAUAUAUUAAAAAGAUUCAUAAACGGUUCAAAAGGUAUGGAUCUUCAAAUGGCUAAAAAACAUAUGCAAUCUCUUGUUUUUAAAUCAGGAAACGUAGAAACGUUUUCAUCGUCAGAACAAAUUGGUAGUUUAUGUAAAAGUAUGUUUAUGCCAAAAAGAUUAAAUAUAUUUUAUAAGGAAGGCGUAGAAAAUGUUUUAUAUGUUGGAAGAAGUAAAUCGACGAAAAUUAAUGAAACAGAAUCUUGUUUAGAAUACAAUAAAUGUAUAUAUAAAUCAUCGGUAUAUCAUAGUAGUAAAUACAAGCGAGCACAAAAGACUGAUGAUACUGUAAUACAAUUAGUAACCGGCGAAUAUUGUCGUAUAGUACAAAUUUUAGAUAUACAAAACACUUGUCAUUUCAGCGUAUCAUUAUUCAAUAUUUUCGAGGAUUAUUCUUUUGAAGGAGUUACGCAUAUAAGAAAAAUAAAAUCUGAAGAAACCACAAAUACUGUUAUUAAGGCAAUUAAUGAUGUUAAGUGUAAAGUUAUCAUAGUAGAUGUAAAAAAUGGGCGCUAUUUAUGUACAUUAUCAAAUACAAUAGAAAUACAAUAAGAAUGUUUGUUAAGUACAAUUUUAUUGAAAAAUCAUU
Nasonia vitripennis (jewel wasp) is the source of this 2840-nucleotide messenger RNA. RefSeq lists its product as uncharacterized. Lineage: Eukaryota; Metazoa; Arthropoda; Insecta; Hymenoptera; Pteromalidae. The coding region runs from base 45 to 1814 and encodes 589 amino acids. The transcript is spliced from 3 exons. The record is from RefSeq and is a predicted model, not a curated record.